Molecule: messenger RNA, 2219 nt
Organism: Asparagus officinalis (garden asparagus)
Lineage: Eukaryota; Viridiplantae; Streptophyta; Magnoliopsida; Asparagales; Asparagaceae
Exons: 8
Coding region: 215-1741 (508 amino acids)
Source: RefSeq, a predicted model, not a curated record
CGCAAAAGUAAGUUACCGAUCGCGGCUAAUUAACGUCUUCGCUUACUCACUCUCCUCGUUCUUCUCUCCCCAGAUCCAAAUCCUCUCCGUCCCUCAAAACCCUAGCCCUUAACUCAGAUCUGGAGCUUGCGAAAACAUGGAGAUCUUUCUGUCGACUCGAGGAUUUUCCCUCCUCCAUGAGAAAUUUUGAAUCGAAGACAGAGUUCUUGAGAGAAUGGCUCUCCACCGGAGACGCGAUGGUGGGAAGAGACCGAUUCGAUUCUGGAGGCGGAGGUUCGCUUUGACGAUUUUCUCGCUCUCUCUCUUGUCUCUCAUUUACGUCUCAUUUUUCGGCGUAAAUUUCCCCUUUCGAGGUUUACACCAUGCGCAGGUCAAUCAAGGAACAACGACUAUAGAGAUUGUGAAAAGAAAAUGGAGAUAUGCUCAUGACCAUUUAGCUACCAACAUAUAUAACUAUGGCAAAGUUAAAGAUUCCCAUUUUGUAGUUGAUGAAGGCUUCCAUAGUUCUACAACUUUUCCUAAGUUGAACUUGCAUUACAACAAUGAACGAAAAGCUUCCCAUAGAAGGACUGAUGGUGACACUCCCACCAUGAUGAGUUUGAAUAAAAAUAAAUGGAAAUCUGAUCUCGCUAAGCCUUCAAAAUCCAAGUCUCGAAAGCGUCAUCUUCCAUGCGAAGUUGACUUUAAGGAGACAAUUGAUGAUCUGGUGGAGCCUGAAAGCUACAUGAACUAUACAAAAUUUUCACUGAGUUAUGUCACUAAAGAGGAGAAAUCUGAUGAAAAUUUUUUGUUUGAACCCCGGUUUGGUGGACAUCAGACCCUUGAAGAAAGAGAAGCUUCAUAUUUUGCUAGAAAUCAGACACUUCAUUGUGGCUUUGUUAAAGGACCAGAUGGGUAUCCUAGCUCUGGAUUUGAUUUGAAUGAAAGGGACAGGGCAUAUAUGGCUACUUGCAGAGUGGUGGUAUCAUCUUGCAUUUUUGGGAGCUCCGACUUUUUGAGGAGACCAACAAGCAAGAUGAUUGGAACAUUUUCAAAGAGCAAUGUUUGCUUCGUGAUGUUCUUGGAUGAGCUAACAAUGAAAAAACUUUCUUCAGAAGGACAAGUUCCUGAUGACCAGGGAAAUAUUGGUUUGUGGAGAAUCGUUUUAGUGAAGAACUUGCCAUACAUAGAUAUGCGAAGGACUGGAAAAGUUCCAAAAUUUUUGUCCCACCGGCUAUUCCCUUCUGCUAGGUAUUCCAUUUGGCUUGAUAGCAAACUGAGACUGCAAACUGACCCUAUGGUGAUCCUUGAAUAUUUUUUAUGGAGGAAGAGGUCGGAGUAUGCUAUCUCCAACCAUUAUGAUCGUCACUGUGUCUGGGAGGAAGUUCUCCAAAACAAGCGCUUGAAUAAAUACAGUCACAUAGCUAUUGAUGAACAAUUUCAGUUCUAUCAGUCUGAUGGUCUGAUCAAGUUUAAUGAGUCUGAUGAGGAUGCUCCUCUUCCAAGCUAUGUACCUGAAGGCUCCUUUAUUGUGCGUGCUCACACCCCCAUGUCAAACUUGUUUUCAUGUCUUUGGUUCAAUGAGGUGGACCGGUUCACUUCACGUGAUCAAUUGAGCUUUGCAUACACUUUCUUGAAGUUAAGAAGAAUGAAUCCCGGAAAACAGUUUGCGCUGAAUAUGUUUAAGGAUUGUGAACGGAGAGCAAUAGCUAAGUUGUUCCAUCACAGAGUCGAAACUUCACCUUCGCCUCCAGCUUUCUAAUAGUCAUUGGUUUUUUUCAGCAUGUCAAGCUCAGGUUACUGCUCGAGUAUGACUCUAUUAGUACUGCUAAGCCUAUGUAAGUAUUGGAUUCCUUCAGUGCGAAGACAAAUACGUGAAAGUUCAACAUCCAUGUGGGAUAGUGCCUUUGCAUUACUCCUCUUGGAUUUAAGCUGUAUAUCUUAAUUUUCAUGUAAUAUUUGUGUCCUCGCUGAAGCAGGCAUAUGGUUUCCCUCUUCUCGUGAUGAAAUCCAACUUGUAUAUCAGCGAGUAUCUUCCCAUUCUUUUGGAAUAGAUUCUUUAUUCUCAUUCUUCUGGUAUCUAUGCUUGAAUUACACAAUAAAGACUUUUCAAUUCUGUACUGCAGCAUGUUAUUGUGUGUAUAUAAUGGGAAGACAAGUAUCAUACGUGCUGUAUAAUUCACGGUGUUGCAUAACUUGUUGAAGUAUAUAUAUUAUAUUCUUUUGGAGGUUCUUCGUUG